Molecule: messenger RNA, 4799 nt
Organism: Chara braunii
Lineage: Eukaryota; Viridiplantae; Streptophyta; Charophyceae; Charales; Characeae
Source: the annotation of a GenBank genome assembly
GGUAGGACGAAUGGAAUAAGCCGAUCAAGGUAUAAUGUUGAAUAAGGGGAUGUACUUGUUUUCUUUUGCCAGGGAACUUAAAAAGAAAAGGCUGUCAAGAUGCCUGAGACUGGCGGCGCAUCAGUUGUUCCCAAGAAGGGUCUGACACUCGAUGACCUCAUCGCGGCCAUCGACCGACAUGAAAGGAACCCGAGCAACAUCCCAAAGGUCGAUACUUUCCAUUUCUGUGGAGAGAGAGUCUCAGAAUGGCUAGAGCGGGUGGAACCAGCUUUGGUCGGGUGGCCGGAUGUUGUAAAGUUUCAACGCAUCAUUCAGUAUGUCCUCCACAACUACCAUCAGGAGGUGAAGAAAGUCAUAGAUGCGGCUCAAGGUAGCUGGGAGAGGUUCAAGGAGAGGAUGCAGAGGAAGUACCGCCUGGGAGACGGGUUGUUGACUACCACGGACCUUGAAGCCAUGAACAAAGAGGAUUUUACGACUAUAGGGGCCUUUGUUCAAGAAUUUAAGAAGAGGGCGCGGAAGGUCCAUGGGAUUUCGGAGGAAGCGCAGUGCGCCAUCUUCCUGGGGCUACUCACAGCAUCGGAGGCCGUGGAACAACGUCAGGUACGCCUGCAAAGACAUAAGAGAAAGGAAAGAGAUGCGGCCGCUUCUGGGACCCCGGGAGUAACAAGGAUUGUAACAGACGUAUUGGCACAGCUAGGGUAUGCGACAGAGCCAGUGGUGCAAAGAAGGGUGGUGACGGCUGUCAAAGUAAAAGGAAAAGAGUCAGUGAUAGAGGAGGCUGGCCAGGAGGAGCUCUGGGAAGAAGAAGAGCCAGUGCCGCAACACCUGACGAAGGCGGUGGGAACCAGGGGUAGGGCAAUCAAGGCAAUGGAGGGAGGGGUGGAGGAAAGGGGCGAGGCAGGAAUGGCGGCAGAAGAGGAAGGCAAUGGAAUGGCCAGGGCCAGGGGUACCAAGGCCAAAGGGGCCAGGGCCAGGGGUACCAAGGCCAAGGGAGUCAAGGCCAGGGGUACCAAGGCCAAGGGAGUCAGGGCCAGGGGUACCAAGGCCAGAGUUAUCAAGGCAAGGGGUAUCAAGGCCAGGGGGAUCAGGGAAGUCAGAGCGCCUGGGCGACCCGGAGUAAAUAUGGUGGGGUCGUGCCCUCAACCAGGAAUAAGGGGGAGACCCCUCACUCCGCAAGCCCGGCUGGCACAGGCAGCGCGAACGAGGAAUCAAGCCAAGGCCAGUACCAGCCAAGAGCCUCUAAGGGGGGAACACGAACCAGGGAGAAGGAAGGAGGCUGUGGAAGUAGAGGACGACGAUGAUGAAGAGGAAGAGGACGAGAGGCUGCGCAGAGAAGAGGAUCAGAGAGCGGAGCAGCGGGCAAGGAAAAAUGGAGCCAGGGGAGAGGCCGAACCAAUCAUACAUGAUGGACCGCCCAAAAAGAAGAAAUACGCGGUCCGGUUGGUAGAAGGAUUUGACGUAGAGAAGGUGAUUGACCGGUUGCUGGAAGGGCAUAAUGACCUCAUGACCCUGAAGGAAAUCCUAGCGUCAGCCCCGCGACUCCGCGAUGAACUGAAGGGGAGGUUAUCACAGCGCCUGGUGCCCAAUGUCCAUCUGGGUACGAUCCUGCCCAAGGAGCCAGAGUGGGCAGAGUCAGGUACGAAGAUGGACUGGAAGUGCGUAGCCUGCGGUGCGGUGGAUUUGAUGGUGAAGGGUUCCAACUGCGCAGCAAUGGUGGACACCGGGGCAGAGAUGAACAUUAUUCGGGAGGCGGACGCGAUCAGAUUCGGGCUGGAUAUAGACCGUUCUGACUGCGGUAUUCUGCAUGGAGCCAGCUGUAAGGCCGUGUUUUGUGGGACAGCCUCGAAUGUGCUCGUCGAGGUUGGAAAGGUGAAGGCCAGGGCAUGCUUCUUCAUUAUGCCAGACGUGGACCAUGGAAUCUUCCUAGGGAGGUCAUUCCUAAGCAGGACAGAGACCGUGAUGUUCAACAAACAUGACGGGACGUUGAUCCUCCUCUUAUGCGAUCCUGCCUGCGGGAAUUAUGAAAUAAUUACUUGCAGGAACACCGGGCCAAGAAGUAUAAGGAACCGGCCUAAUCCAGGAUCAUUCACAAUCGAGGAGUCGGAAGGGGAGCGCAGGAGGCUCUGGGCAGAGCCCGAAGCAGGAGAGGGGGUGGAAGCAUUUUCCCUCAGCCUGUUAGAUGUUGGGAAGGCCAUGGACCUGGUGGCCGCGCAUGAGAUGGCAGAUCCGGAUGCCAUCCAUGCCUUGAGGGAACAAGUUCUGGAAUGCCCUGAGGCAGGAAGGUUGGAACUGGUAUAUCGGCUCCCAGGCAGUGGAAGGAACCCCGCAUCAGCGCAAACACAAUCUGAAGGGGAGGCGGUGGAGAAUACGCCCCCAGUUGAUGGAUUUCUGGAUCAGGAAGAAGAUGUUCGUCUUCAUAUCAACAAAUGGUCGCCGCGAGUGCCUAGCUGUGUAGGCUAUCCUAUCUGGCAAGCCCCGAAGGGGUAUGAAAGGAGGAAUGAGUUAGUCUUUAAGCCCUUUGAAGAAGAGGAUCCCUGGGGCGGUAAGGAUGUUCAGUGGAUGAUGGAAUUAGCGCUGGCCAGCUCGCAUAGCCUGGUGGAGGAUAUGAGGACGAUUGAGGAAGGACCUGGCCAGGUAGAACGACAUGAGGACCUGAUGGGAGGAAUGUAUCUCCUCGUCAAUACGUUAUUGCAGGAAAGCUUAGACCAGUCAGGCUCGUUGAACCCGGCAGGGAAUGUGAACGAAAUACCCGAGAGCCAGGACGACGAGUUCGAAGAAGGGGAAAUUAAGGAGGCUUUUCGUGCAGAGGAGUACGACGGGAUCUACCUAGAGCUGGGGCUUCUUCUGUCAUGUGAAAUGCGGCUAAGAGAUGCGAGCGAUAGGGCUCAAAGGAUGCUGCAACGCUACUUAGUGCGAGACGGUCACCUUUUCGUGAGAAGGGAAGUGGGGAAUCCCAAGAGGGUCGUCUGCGGUAAGAAUCGUCAGAUCGACGUCGUAGCAUCACUACACGAUGACAUUGCAGGAGGGCAUCGGGGUGUACAAGCCACGUCUGACUUUACGAAGACAGCCAUGCCAAGAGGAGGGAAGGGGACACGGCCGCCUCAGAGGCCGUUGGGCGCAUCAGGAGGAUAUGAGCGGCAUGGGCCUCGCCAACGAGAGAGUACUCCAGUCUACAAUGAAGGGGACAUCGAGCUAUUCCUGGACAGUUUCUGGGAGCAUGCGAGGCAUAUGGGCUGGACCGUCACUCAGGCGAUUGAGAGAUUAAGGGGAGCAGGUAGGUUCGAAGAGCCCAUUGCCAGGAUUCGUAGGGAGGCGACGACGAGGCAGGAGGUGGAGAUAAGGAUGGAGGAGUUGCGACCCUCGCCUGUGGGACCUGAUGGCAGGCCGAUCCGCCUGGAGAUUGGAAAUGCGUCGGACUUCAUCCCCGCGAGAGGCAGAGGUUGGAGGCAGCAGGGGAGCUCCCGGAGCAGCAGCAGGAGAGGCAGAGAUCGGAGGCAGCAGGCACUCCCGGGUCAGCCGCCCAGCGCGCCAGCCAAGGCCCCGAAAAUUCCUGAAAUGUGGAGACACUUCUGGAAGCAGAGAGGAGAGGAGCUUCCAUCGCCAGUCAGAGCCGGGUUUGCGAUGGCCAGGAACGCGGAAGAAAGGUUAGAUCGUAAAAUCAAGUUCMUGGCCAAGACCACUUUUGACCGACAUUUGUUAGUGGAGGGCGAUCUGGCGGGGAAGAAAAUGAAGGAAGUCAGCCAUGGAGUACGUCUGGAGGCUAUGGAGGUGGAAAUUCAGGAACUUAGGGCUUUGGUGGCCAGCCAGGCAGCUAUCAUUGAGAGCCUGAGGCAGCAAACCCAGGGAAAGGUGGACAGACCAGAGAGCAGCCGACAGGGAGAGCAGAGGCAGCCAGGACAGGGAUUGCCAGGACAGCCAUCUGCGACAGAGCCUCGCCAGGAGCCGCCUAUGGGGAGAGUUAUCCUGGAGCCAGAGGAGGCGAGAGCCCAGAGACAGGCAGAGAGAGAGGCGUUCGAGUUUAGAGCCCGUACUGAGCUCGCGAUGCUGCCGAUGGCGGCGGCAGGCCCAGUCGUACCUUUGGCAGUAGAGGAGGGGCUGCCACCAUCUAGCAGUGAGCCGGCUCAGGGCUCGGCAGAGAGAUCCAUGAGCGUGCUCCUUGAGGCGGUGCAUACUAUGCAGGAGGGGGUGAGUUUGUUUUCACCUGAGCAGAGGAUAGAGGAGUCUCUUGAGAGAGAGAUGGGGAUUGAGGAGGAGGGUGCCAUCGAGGGCAGACUCCAGAGGAUAGGCACACCUGAGUAUGGAACAGAGGAGAUUGAGGAGCAGCCCACGGCAGUGCCAGGGGCGACACUCGAGAGGAGGCCUCAGAGGUUGGACACGCCCGAGUACGUUCCAGCGACAGAGGAUUUGAGAGACAGACUAGGAUUUUGGGCUACUGGAUCUGGGUCGGGUGGACCAGUUCCGGGGACAGAGCAGCAGAAAGUUGUUGGUACUGCAGCUCCUCAAACAGAGCAGCAGGGGGUUAUCAGUACCUUGGCAGGAUCUCCUUCAUCACCACCUCCUCAGCCCAGGAAGAAGAAGGUCAAGAGAAAGGUAGAUCAGCUAUGUUUUUUCUGCAAAAGGGACGUGCAUCUGGCUUUGGACUGUCUCGAGUUUCUUGAGGAUAAGGCAGCAGGGAAGAUCUCAGAGGUAGAACGAGAGGUUAGCGGAACAAGAGCUGCGUCGGAGUUAUGGCAAUGGCGGAGRUGGAGGGAGUAAAAAUUGAGAGUUCGCUCGAUUCCUAAUGAAAUCGACCGAACUAG